GACGCUCUGGGGCGCGCACGCGCGCUUCGGCGGGGGCGUGCGGGGUCCCGGGCCGCGACAGCCGCAACUCCCGCGCGGCCCCGUACACACCUGUCACGCCCGGCGCAGCCCACGCAGCUCGGGACGCGGCAGGCCCAGGCCGCCGAGUCCCUCCCGCCCUGAGGCGCCGGGGGCUGGGCUGCGCUGGGGCUGCCGCGUGGGUGGCCGUGGCUGUGGCAGGCGGCUGUGCGCGGGGGUCGCAGGUGCAUCCCGGGAGGAGUGGUGGCCCGGGUGGCGCGUGCCUGGGAACGCUGAUCCCUCAGUGGCAGACAUGCUGCUGCUCAAGAAACAGACCGAGGACAUCAGCAGCGUCUAUGAGAUCCGGGAGAAGCUUGGCUCGGGCGCCUUCUCUGAGGUGGUGCUAGCCCAGGAGCGGGGCUCCUCGCGCCUUGUUGCCCUCAAGUGCAUCCCCAAGAAGGCCCUUGGAGGCAAGGAGGCCCUGGUGGAGAACGAGAUUGCAGUGCUCCGGAGAGUCAGCCACCCCAACAUUGUGGCUCUGGAGGACGUUCACGAGAGCCCGUCCCACCUCUACCUGGCCAUGGAGCUGGUAACUGGGGGCGAGCUGUUUGACCGCAUCAUGGAGCGCGGGUCCUACACAGAGAAGGAUGCCAGCCAUCUGGUGGGCCAAGUCCUUGGCGCUGUCUCCUACCUGCACAGCCUGGGCAUCGUGCACCGUGACCUCAAGCCUGAAAACCUUCUCUAUGCCACACCCUUUGAGGACUCCAAAAUCAUGGUCUCUGACUUUGGCCUCUCCAAAAUCCAGGCUGGCAACAUGCUAGGCACUGCCUGUGGGACACCAGGAUAUGUGGCCCCAGAGCUCUUGGAGCAGAAACCCUACGGGAAGGCCGUGGAUGUGUGGGCCCUGGGUGUCAUCUCCUACAUCCUGCUGUGUGGGUAUCCCCCUUUCUACGAUGAGAGCGACCCCGAACUCUUCAGCCAGAUCCUGAGGGCCAGCUACGAGUUUGACUCACCCUUUUGGGAUGACAUCUCAGAAUCAGCCAAAGAUUUCAUCCGGCACCUUCUGGAGCGAGACCCCCAGAAGCGGUUCACCUGCCAGCAGGCCUUACAGCAUCUCUGGAUCUCUGGGGAUGCAGCCUUUGACAAGGACAUCCUGGGUUCAGUCAGCGAGCAGAUUCAGAAGAAUUUUGCCCGGACCCACUGGAAGCGAGCAUUUAAUGCCACCUCUUUCCUGCGUCACAUCCGCAAGCUGGGGCAGAGCCCAGAGGGUGAGGAGGCCUCAGAGCGGAGAAUGGCUCACCAUAGCCACCCCAAGUGGUGACGCCCAGGCGGUUGCUGAGGCCAAGUGCAUUGACCCCCAUGUUCCCUUCCCCUGGACUCUUUCAGUCCCCUAACUCCCCCACCCUGUCUGGUGUCCACUGGAAAGUUUGAAAUGUGUGACUGUAGUGCACGGUGCUGAGGCAAGAGGGGGCGCAUCCUCCCUCUCAGCUCAGCCUCUGCCCUCACGCGGGGGUCAAUGGGGCAAGUCCACAGAGGCCCCUCUGCCCUGCUGCCUCCACAGCGCCUCUAGCAGCCUAGGAUGCUUCCAGGGGCUGUCUUCCUGCACGCCGUUCUGUGCUCCGCUGACUGGAUGGUCCUGCUUGUCAUGGCCCUCCGGGCCCACUCCUGUUUUCCCCAAAUCAAUAAAGACAGACAGAGCAA
This is a messenger RNA of Manis pentadactyla (Chinese pangolin), 1698 nucleotides long. RefSeq names its product pregnancy up-regulated nonubiquitous CaM kinase (gene PNCK). NCBI's taxonomy places the organism in Eukaryota, Metazoa, Chordata, Mammalia, Pholidota, Manidae. Gene Ontology annotation, cellular component: intracellular anatomical structure. The transcript is spliced from 12 exons. Gene Ontology annotation, biological process: peptidyl-serine phosphorylation. The coding region runs from base 311 to 1318 and encodes 335 amino acids. Gene Ontology annotation, molecular function: calmodulin binding; calcium/calmodulin-dependent protein kinase activity; ATP binding. The record is from RefSeq and is a predicted model, not a curated record.